UUCUGUUUCGCGCUGGCUAAAAAUGUCUGGCGAAGAUGUGGACGAGAAGCGAGAACAGCUGCGUCUUUUUGUGACAGCCAGCAGGAGGCGUCUCCACGUCAUCCUGCAGCGCUUCGGUUGGAGCGAGCGCGGGGUGAUGGGGGCGGGUAGCCACAGACCACAGGACAAAAACGGCGCAACUAAAUCGGAGGUGUUAGAGCCAUUGCCAUUGCCGGCGUCAUGCAGCAACAAUCCCGACUUUAGCAUCCAGCUCGAUGACUCGACUAUUCAGGGCAUUGUGGGCACCGAAAGAGCACGACGCCUCCUUCCUGCUGCCUCCUUUGAUGAUCUGCAGGCAGGACUCGACGCGAGUCAGCGGCUGCUCAUCUACGAGCACGUUCUAAAGCACACCAAGAAGCACCCGCAGUUCCAGGACAACACCGCCUUCGCCGAGGUGGUGGGCGAAACCCGGCGUCAGCAAAAGAAUCAUCGGCGCCACCGCAAGAGCAAGCCCACGCUCAACGAGGAGCUGCACCAGCUAGUCAGCCUGCAGAUGCAGGCGCUGGAGAAGCAGUGGGAACAGGAGCACGGCGGGCGGCAUCAUAAGCAAGUCGACCGACAGGAGCACCGCGGACGGUAUGUUGAGCAAUCCCAGCAAAGGACGCAAACGGAGCGGCAACAGGAUCACAAGGGACGACGCGAUAAGCCAGCGGAGCGGUUUCAGGAGCACCAAUGGCGGCACAACGAGCAAACGCAGCACAGGCAGCGGUACCAGGAGGACAGAGGGCGGCAUAACGACCAAAUGGAUCGUUUUAAGGAGCACAAGGACCGAGGACAGCGACAAGAGCAUCGGGACUGGCGCAACGAGCGCAGAGAUUGGUACCAGCAUCAUGAUGACAGCCGGAAGAGAAGCCGCAGUCCGAGCAGGCAUCGACAUGGCGAUAGGCGUCGGGAGGAGCGAGAGCCACGCGAGAAGCAGCACAAUAGGCAUCGCUCCCAAACCGCUCGUCAUUAGAGCGGCAUGUGAUGGUGCCGCUUCCAUUGGCAGCGAAACUGGUGGCCAUUACAUGGUGCUGUGGUCAUUUGAGUCCAGCCGACUGUUUAUUUGGGUACUCAGAUAAUGAACAAAGC
Messenger RNA from Drosophila melanogaster (fruit fly), 1110 nucleotides. RefSeq lists its product as uncharacterized. The transcript has a single exon. Lineage: Eukaryota; Metazoa; Arthropoda; Insecta; Diptera; Drosophilidae. The record is from RefSeq and is marked reviewed. The coding region runs from base 23 to 994 and encodes 323 amino acids.